Molecule: messenger RNA, 2872 nt
Organism: Meriones unguiculatus (Mongolian gerbil)
Lineage: Eukaryota; Metazoa; Chordata; Mammalia; Rodentia; Muridae
Gene: Mcu
Product: mitochondrial calcium uniporter
Exons: 8
Coding region: 40-1095 (351 amino acids)
Biological process (GO): calcium import into the mitochondrion; mitochondrial calcium ion homeostasis
Cellular component (GO): mitochondrial inner membrane; uniplex complex
Molecular function (GO): uniporter activity; calcium channel activity
Source: RefSeq, a predicted model, not a curated record
CGCUGCGCUGCCUGAGCCAGCGCCGUUUCCAGUUGAGAGAUGGCGGCCGCCGCAGGUAGAUCGCUCCUGCUGCUGCUCUGCUCCCGUGGCGGCGGCGGCGGGGGCGCCGGCGGCUGCGGAGCGCUGACUGCCGGCUGCUUUCCCGGGCUGGGCGUCAGCCGCCACCGGCAGCACCAGCAGCACCGGACGGCACACCCGAGGCCGGCUCCCUGGCAGAGUGUGGGAGCUGCAUAUUGCAGUGCGGCUGUGCCCUCCGAUGACGUGACUGUGGUUUAUCAGAAUGGGUUACCUGUGAUAUCUGUGAGGCUGCCGUCUCGGCGUGAACGCUGCCAGUUCACACUCAAACCUAUCUCUGACUCUGUUGGUGUGUUUUUACGACAACUGCAAGAGGAGGAUCGGGGAAUCGACAGAGUUGCAAUCUAUUCACCAGAUGGUGUUCGAGUUGCUGCCUCCACAGGAAUCGACCUCCUCCUCCUUGAUGACUUUAAGCUGGUCAUUAAUGACUUAACGUACCACGUACGGCCACCAAAGAGAGACCUCCUAAGCCAUGAAAAUGCAGCAACCCUGAACGACGUGAAGACGCUGGUCCAGCAGCUCUACAGCACGCUGUGCAUUGAGCAGCAUCAGCUUAAUAAGGAGCGGGAGCUGGUGGAGAGGCUAGAGGACCUCAAGCAGCAGCUGGCCCCCCUCGAGAAGGUACGAAUUGAAAUUAGCAGGAAAGCUGAGAAGAGGACCACUUUGGUGCUAUGGGGUGGCCUUGCCUACAUGGCCACACAGUUUGGCAUUUUGGCCCGGCUUACCUGGUGGGAAUACUCUUGGGACAUCAUGGAACCAGUCACCUAUUUCAUUACAUAUGGAAGUGCCAUGGCCAUGUAUGCAUAUUUUGUAAUGACACGCCAGGAAUAUGUUUAUCCAGAAGCCAGAGACAGACAAUACUUAUUAUUUUUCCAUAAAGGAGCCAAAAAGUCACGUUUCGAUCUAGAGAAAUACAAUCAACUCAAGGAUGCAAUUGCUCAGGCAGAAAUGGACCUUAAGAGACUGAGAGACCCAUUACAAGUACAUCUGCCCCUCCGACAAAUUGGAGAAAAGGAAUGAUCCAAGAUGAUCGUGAAUCCCGGCAGAGAGAGCACCUGUUUGUAACUCACGCCUUUUUAAUUAAAGCAUUACAGGUGGAAGCUGGGGCCACGUGGGGUAGAGGGAUUUUACCUUUAAUUCUAAAACAAAACACAGAAAGGAUCUUAGGGAAAAAAGGGAUAUCAAAUUCUGAGGAUCAGGCAUCGUGGAACACAAGUGCAAAGGGCUUAGUGAAUCUUGUCUUAUGCAUCUUCGUUUCCAAAUGAGAAUGAUGCAGUCACAGCCAAGAGCGAAGCAAAGGUGAUGCUGGGGUGUUCAUUUCUUGCAUCUUUGCAGGGUCUGCAAAACACUAAUACACCAGCACCCCAUUCAGCUCUAGGCUCAUUUUUUAUUUGUUUGUUUUUAAUUUAAAGUUUCUUAUUUUUGACAUAGGAAUAAAUAGCUAUAUAAGAAAAGGAAAUCUUAUGAUACCUGGUUGGCAGAGUCUAAUCCAGUGCAGUCAGCCUUCGUUUUAAACUGGCCCCAGCUCUGCAAAGUUAGGAGAAUCUCUCCAUCCUGCAUCCCUUUUCUCACCACCUACCUACUUACGUAUACCUGUUGGUUACACUACUUUUAUCCAAAUAAUUAUUGGAAUCAAUUUACAGUUGUUUGAUGAUUGAUACUUGGGUGAUUGACACUUCUCGUUAUCUUGUAAUGAGUUCUCAUGUCUAUCUCCCAGGGCUCUGAAUCAGUAUCUAGAAAUCACUGGCAAUACUGCAUGACAUUUUUGUUGAAUUUUGGUUAUUAUUAUUUUUUUUUUACUAAUUAGUCUUCAGAGGAGGAAAAGAUUCCCUCUUUUAUAUGCUGAUCCCAUUAAAAAUCCCCAUGUCCUUCACACCACAGAUCAGAGGGCCAGUGUUCAUCCAUGAUACCAAACAAAGGAGGAUGCAGCGAGGUUUACAAAUUGGCUAAAAGUCAUGGCUCUGUAGCUGUUUCAGAACCAGGAUACUCUUCAGUGAUCCAAGACACACGCUUCCUCAUUGUGCGCCCUCCCAACUCUACCACGCCAGUUGCUGUAAAUCAAGGGUGCAUCUCAAAGGGUGCAGUUAUCUUUUUACAGGAAUACCUUUCUAUGGCUUCCUUUAGACCACCUUCUGCACCAUGUUUCUUUUUAUCUUAAUUACUCUUAUACUCUAUCAGAAUGUUUUCUACCACAUUUCCAGAUGGCACCUACACUCAAAAAUCAUAGGAACCUCUGUCUACUGUCCUGUUUUUAACUGUUCUGGGGGCAGGAUGGCAAGAAUGAUGGGAGCUUGCCACACAGCUGAUUGGCUUUUUUUCCUUCAUAUGAUUCAUCCCUCCUCAUGGGGCAAGGGGUUUCUUUUUCCUCCUCCUCUUGGGAUCAUUGUGUAUGAAAGACACACCCAGAUCAUUGUGGAUGAAAGGACAAACCCAGACUCCAGGUGCCUUGCAGAGAUCGAAGGCAGCCGAGACUGCCGCUUCCGCCGCCACCCUUAACUGGCAUGACAGAUGAAAGGAUGCAUGUCCCCAGCCCGCCUCCUCCUUCCUUCCUGUUGUUCAACCUCUCCCUCGUUUCUUUUCGUUGUGUAGAUUAUUUUUAAACCAUUUAUCUUGUUUGUGUGCAGGAUUCUUAGGAAGGAAUGGCACAGUGCAAUGAGCAAAUCCUCUGGGUGGUGUGGGUGGCAAGGGGGGGGCCCGAGCAAAAUGCAGAACACGUGUACAAUCCUGUAUCAUUUAUGAAAUAUGUAUAAAAAGCAAUGUACCUUCUGGAACAAUAAAUACUUAUUCGAUUUUUGAA